CUCUGCGCAUGCGCGUCCGGGUCAGUUCCGGGCUGCGCGCUGUCGUGUCGAGAGAUCAACAUCAGGCAGCAGCUGUUUUAAUGACAUUUACUCUCUGCCCGUCCUGGAAAAUCCCUUCAGUUUAACAGAAGUUUACUCUGUGAACAUCGACGUUUAAAACAUUAGCUAAAGCGGACACGCAGGAGGAUGAACUACAUCUGGGAAGUGGUGGGAAGGCAGCCGACAGGCCAGCAGCCGAGCGGAGCGGAGACCAUUCAGAAACUGUGUGACCGCAUGGCUUCAUCAACCCUGCUGGAGGACCGGAGAGAUGCAGUCCGUGCCAUCAAGUCUCUGUCCAAGAAAUACCGUGUGGAGGUCGGCACAAUGGCUAUGGACCAUUUGCUUCGAAUACUGCAGAGUGACCGGACAGACACUGAAAUCCUAGGUUACGCUUUGGACACUUUGUACAAUAUAGUCUGCAGUGACGAAGAGGAGGAGCCAGAAGAUUCUGAAGAGGAGAACCAGCAGAAGCAGGAGGAUGAUUUGGGAGCUCGGUUCACUGAGGAGUUCAUCGGGGAACCAGAUAAUAUCACUCUUCUCCUCACGCUGUUGGAGGAGUUUGACUUCCACGUGCGCUGGCGGGGUGUGAAGCUCCUGACUGUUCUUCUGAAGAGCCAGUGUGCUCCGGUCCAGAGCAUCGUCCUGGUCAGCCCCAUGGGAGUGUCCAGGUUAAUGGAUCUUCUUGCUGACUCCAGAGAAGUUAUCCGUAAUGACGGUCUCCUGCUGCUGCAGCAGCUAACCAAAGGCAACACCGCGAUUCAGAAGAUCGUGGCUUUUGAAAACGCAUUUGAGAGACUUCUUGAGAUCAUCACAGAGGAGGGUUCGAGCGAUGGAGGUAUCGUGGUGGAGGACUGUCUCUUAUUGCUGCUCAACCUCCUGAAGAACAAUAGCUCCAACCAGAAUUUUUUAAAAGAAGGCUCCUAUAUCCAGAAGAUGAAGCCGUGGUUUGAGGUGGGAGAUGACAACUCCGGCUGGUCGGCACAGAAGGUCACCAACCUCCAUCUGAUGCUGCAGCUGGUGCGAGUGAUGGUUUCUCCGGUGAACUCUCCGGGGGCCACAGCCAGCUGUCAGAAGGCCAUGUUCCAGUGUGGUCUCCUCCAGCAGCUCUGCACCAUCCUCAUGGCCACAGGUGUUCCUGCAGACAUCCUCACAGAGACCAUCAAUACAGUGUCAGAAGUCAUUCGUGGCUCUGAAGUGAAUCAGGACUACUUUGCAUCUGUUAACGCACCAUCCAAUCCACCAAGGCCUGCGAUUGUAGUUCUUCUCAUGUCGAUGGUGAACGAGAGACAGCCGUUCGUUCUGCGCUGUGCUGUACUGUACUGCUUCCAGUGCUUCCUGUACAAGAACCAUAAAGGACAGGGCGAGAUCGUAGCCACACUGCUGCCCUCCACUAUAGAUGCUAGCUCUAUCUCGGCGGGGCAGCUGUUGUGUGGAGGUCUGUUCUCAGCGGAUUCUCUGUCAAACUGGUGUGCCGCUGUGGCUCUGGCUCACGCGCUGCAGGAUAACCUCACACAGAAAGAACAGCUGCUGCGUGUACAACUAGCCACCAGUCUGGGCAAGCCUCCCGUCUCCCUCCUCCAGCAGUGCACUAACAGCCUAUCCCAGGGCGAUAAGCUCGAGCGGCGGGGCAGUCGUGUGCAGACGAAGGUCGGUCUCCUCAUGUUGCUCUGCACCUGGAUCAGUAACUGUCCAAUCGCUGUCAUGCACUUCCUGCACAAUCAAGACAACGUUCCCUUUCUGACGGGUCAAAUCUCAGAAAACCUGGGUGAGGAUGAGCGCCUGGUUCAGGGUCUGUGCGCUCUGCUGCUGGGUAUUUGCAUCUACUAUAAUGACAACAGCUUGGAGAAUUACACAAAAGAAAAGCUGAAGCAGCUGAUCGAGAAGCGCAUAGGAAAGGAAAACUUUGUGGAGAAGCUGGGCUUUAUAAGCAAACACGAGCUGUACUCCCGUGCUGCUCAGAAACCUCAGCCGGCCUUCUCCGCUCCAGAACACAUGCUGUUCGAUCACGAGUUCACCAAACUCAUCAAAGAGCUGGAAGGGAUGAUAACAAAAGCUGUGCUUAAGUCGAGCGAGGAAGAGAAAAAGGAAGAAGAGGUGAAGAAAACACUAGAACAGCAUGACAGCAUUGUAACGCAGUACAAAGAGCUGAUUAGAGAACAGGAUUGUCAAAUAAAUGAGCUGAAGGAGCAAGUAGCAUCGCUGACUUCCCAGAGCGAGACGCUGCAGAGCACCGUAACGCAGCAGUUCUCUCAGAUGCAGCAGCACAAAGACCAGUACAACAUCCUCAAACUCAAGCUGGGUAAAGACGGUCAUGUGAACAGCCUGCAGACGGAGGAGCAGAGCCGACUCCGAAAGAAGCUGGAGGAGCUGCAGAGACAAAACCAGCUGCUGCAGACACAGCUGACUGAAAGAGACUCUCUGAUGACCAGCCUGGUGUGUGUGUGUGUGUGUGUGUGUGCAAGUGAGAGUGUACCACAUCUUGUGUUUGUGUUUGUGUUUGUGUCAGGCUGCGGCUGCAGGAGACGAUGCUGUCCACUCAGAGUUAGACAGCAGACUCAAGGCUCUGUCUGUCAGGAGCAAGUUCAAGCUCUUCUGGAGAGCAAGGAGCUGAUGGAGAAGGAGCUUUCUUCAGCCACGAGCUCAGCUGCUGUCAUGCAGACGGAGAAGAGCAAGCUACAGCAGGAGCUGCAGGAGUCCAAGAAAGAGCAGGACGAUCUCCUCAUGCUGCUCGCCGACCAGGACCAGAAGAUUCUGAGCCUCAAACACAGACUCCAGGACUUGGGAGAGACGAUUGAAGAUGAGGAUGAUCUGGAUGCAAGGGACCAGUUUGACGACGAUGAUGAUGAUGAAGAGGAAGAAGAGUGUGAUGAAUAAAAAAGAAUUGACUUCGUAGUGGAAGACUGCUAAUACUAACCUGUCACUUACACACUUCGAGAAAGAGACCGAAGGCCAUAGAGCUGAUCUUCUGAUUUUUAGAAGAAUCACAUAUUUGUUUAUUUUCUUCGUACCUGCUUUUUAAUUUUUAGAAUUUCUUUUGCAGUGGGAAAACCGUUGAACCCAUUGCAUUUCAAAGAAGCUUUGUGUUUGAUCCACUGUCCCGCUGCUUGCGUCCUGGUGGCACACCAUCGAAGAUGCUUGAGGGGAAAUAAAGAAGCUCUUCGUCUGCUCUGCUCGGUUUAACAUCUCACUCAAACGUCCUCUUUUGCAUCAGAUCGCUGUUGUCUCUUUUUCUUCCAGCAUGCAACAGUUUUCAGAAUUGUUCAGCCAUACGCUCAUAUUCACAAAGGACCAGACACACUCCAGCUGCUUUGCAUUGCAUCGUGUGUUGUUUGUUCUUCAGUAAAACACUGCUGAAGUCCCUCUGAAGGAUGGGAUCAGACACUUGCAGGUUCCUCUCAAACUGGAGAGCUAUUGUGCAAAAUUUGAUUUAGCUUUUGGUUAAUUUAUGGAUAAACGAGCCUCCUUAGAAUAAACUGUGUAAAUGCACGUCUGUGGCGUUUUGGUUUUAAACUCGUUGUUGCAUGUACAGCUGUAUUUGAGGUAAUAAUAUCCACAAAUAGAAUUUUGCUAUGAACUGCAUUCAUGGUCAUGUUUGAAAAUGAGUUAUGCAUUAAUUAGAUAGGAAUUGUAAAGGAAGGCUUAUUAAAAUUCACAACGUAUUUUUCUUUAA
Sinocyclocheilus rhinocerous is the source of this 3709-nucleotide messenger RNA. RefSeq names its product general vesicular transport factor p115-like. Gene Ontology annotation, molecular function: protein binding. Bases 187 to 2913 code for a protein of 908 amino acids. Gene Ontology annotation, biological process: vesicle fusion with Golgi apparatus; endoplasmic reticulum to Golgi vesicle-mediated transport; transcytosis. The transcript is spliced from 24 exons. NCBI's taxonomy places the organism in Eukaryota, Metazoa, Chordata, Actinopteri, Cypriniformes, Cyprinidae. The record is from RefSeq and is a predicted model, not a curated record. Gene Ontology annotation, cellular component: ER to Golgi transport vesicle membrane; cytoplasm; endoplasmic reticulum.